Cryphonectria parasitica EP155 is the source of this 1431-nucleotide messenger RNA. Its product is annotated as Metallo-hydrolase/oxidoreductase. Gene Ontology annotation, cellular component: membrane-bounded organelle; cytoplasm. NCBI's taxonomy places the organism in Eukaryota, Fungi, Ascomycota, Sordariomycetes, Diaporthales, Cryphonectriaceae. Gene Ontology annotation, molecular function: N-acylphosphatidylethanolamine-specific phospholipase D activity; zinc ion binding. The transcript has 2 exons. Bases 86 to 1288 code for a protein of 400 amino acids. The record is from RefSeq and is a predicted model, not a curated record. Gene Ontology annotation, biological process: N-acylethanolamine metabolic process; N-acylphosphatidylethanolamine metabolic process.
CCUUCUUCCUCCUCCUCCUCUACAGGCUUGUUGUGUCAGGCGUUUUGGUCUUCUGUCAUCCAUCUCACGCUCGCCGAAAGCUACUAUGUCGUCGUACUCGAUAUCCGUGGGGAAACCGUCCCUCGGCGCCGUCCCUGACAGCGCUGUUGAGAAGCCUCAUCACGUCAAGGCCAAGGAUGGCACCACGACCACCCAUUUUCAGAACCCUCACCCUUCCGGCCGCAAGACAUUCAAAAAGAAUCUCAACAUCCCGCUCACAAUCAUCAACCUGCGUUUUCCGAGCCCCAAGCCAGGGGAGGAGCUCGUGCCUGUCCAGACGCCCUCCUUUCUGAAGACACGCUUUGAGUCGGAGGACCUGCGCACGACCUGGCUAGGCCAUGCAUGCCACUACACUGAGUUCCCAUCUGGACUGCGCGUGCUGUUCGACCCAGUCAUGGAGGACCGCUGUUCGCCCUUCACUUUUGCUGGCCCCAAGAGGUAUACCAGGAGGGCAUGCGGCAUCGCUGAGCUGCCCUUUCUGGACGCCGUGGUGAUCUCACAUAGCCACUAUGACCACCUGUCCACGCCAACCGUCAAGGAGAUCGUGAGGCUCUUCCCACACGCACACUUCUUUGUCGGUCUGGGUCUGGCGAGCUGGUUUCGGGACUCGGGCGUCACCAACGUCACCGAGAUGGACUGGUGGGAGGACGCCGAGCUGUCCGUGCAGCUGGACAGUGCCGAUAGCAAGGAGGGUAGUAAAGAAGGCAUCAAGGCGACCGUAUCGUGUCUUCCCGCGCAGCACACCUCAUCCCGCUACGGCCUCGACACAGAUCGCACGCUCUGGUGCUCCUGGGCCGUGAGGUCCACCACAGGCUCGCCCUCCUCGCCCUCAUCACCACCUGCCACAAAGUCUGUCUACUUUGGCGGCGACACGGGCUACCGAGCUGUACCGCAGAUCCCAGAGUCCGAGGAUGACUAUGGCGAAAAAUAUGCCGACCUCCCCUCGAACCCGGACUUCAAGAAGAUCGGCGAGCUGCGAGGGCCCUUUGAUGUCGGCCUGAUCCCCAUCGGUGCCUACAAGCCGCGCUACUUGUUCUCGUGCAUGCACUCGGACCCGCAGGACGCCGUCGAGAUUUUCCGCGACACGCGGUGCCAGAGGGCGCUGGCCAUCCACUGGGGCACCUGGGCGCUGACGUCUGAGCCGAUCAUGGAACCGCCUGUUAAACUGAGAGAGGCAAUGAAGAGGAGAGGGCUGGAGGAGACGGGCGUGUUUGAUGUGGUUGAUAUUGGCGAGAGUAGAUUGUUUUGAUGUAUCGUCUUCUUUCUUUUUUUCGGUCCGGGCUUUAUAGUGGAUUUUUCUGUCAAGUCGUCUUUGCAUCACAACAGGCGCGAGGUGUUAUGGUGGCUACUCAUCUGAGGACAGUUUCGUGUCACCGGAAAGACAGGGAAAGG